This is a messenger RNA of Fusarium sp. VM40, 660 nucleotides long. The record is from the annotation of a GenBank genome assembly. Lineage: Eukaryota; Fungi; Ascomycota; Sordariomycetes; Hypocreales; Nectriaceae.
AUGAGUCGACAAACACCACGAAAGCCUCGUCACAGCCGUCAACCCUCAAACCGCAUACCCGCUGUCUCAGAUUACGAAUCCGAUGCCGCCGCCAUACAUACCGACUACGCGCCACCACCUCCACGCACAAACACUGAGCUCAACCUCUCCGUGCUGCAGCGCUACCUCCCCUCCAUCCACACCAUCCUCAGCAUAGCUGCCAAUGCCGUCAUCUACACGUUCAACAGCACUUCCGAGAGUUGGGAAAAGUCUGGCGUUGAAGGUACCAUGUUUGUCUGCGCGCAGAGUCCACUCCCCGAAGAUCCUGGCCAGGUAUCGCGAGCUUGUGUCUUUGUCCUCAACAGAAGAGGACUGGACAAUGUGAUCGUGGACCUCUCGAGGGUAACCCACGCCGAAGUCUCAGGCGAACUCGUCAUUAUGAAAGUCGAGGGUGACUGGGAAAAGGGUGACAAGGUAUUGGGAGUGUGGAUUCACAACGACAAGGAUGAGACGAGAGAGGUGAAUGCUGCUAUUAUUCAAGAGGCAUGGAAAAUUGCUCGCGCUGGUGGUCCCGUUGAGACGCAGGGUCCCGAAGCCGGUCCGGCCAUGCAAGCCAUGGGCAGGAGAUUGAGUUUGAGUGAUCUGUUUGGGUUAGGGAAUGGGCGAAAUAUAGGACAAUAG